CCACAAUGCCCCGCGCUGCGGGGCUGAGGUGCGGGGCGUGGCCUGUGGAUGACGCAGUGCGGCGCAUGCUCUGUGGGUGGCGGGAGGAGAGGAAGUGGAAGAGGUGGAGCAGGAGCCGGAGCGGCUACAAAAAGACCAUUAUAGACCAUAUAAAACCAAUGAAAACUCCCUGAGACCAUACAUACCCAGCCACCAGAGCGAAAACAAGGAGACCAGAUAUUCCAUGACGUCAUGACCAUGUGAUCAGUCACAUGAUGGGGGAGGAGGAGUCACAGAAGGUAAAACACAACUAUGCCAAAACACUGGAGGCCAUAGUGAAUGCCCUCGCCAUGUCUGGCGACACGGAGGAAGUGACUCGCCUCCGUAAGCCCAGGUUUUCUUAUGAGGAGAACCAGAUCCUUAUCAGAGAAGUGCGAGCCCAUUAUUCUAUGCUGUAUGGCGCACAGAGUCGGCGCCUUAGUGUGGCCGAGCGGCGCCGAGUGUGGGAGGGUAUUGCUGCAAAGAUCAAUGCCAUCACCAACUGGAAGCGGACGGCCCAGGAAGUUCAGAAACGCUGGAACGACUUUAAGAGACGGACAAAGGAAAAGUUGGCUCGUAUCCCUCAUUCGACACAAAAUGGAACAGCAGAGGAUGUUCUCACAGCGGAGGAGGAAACCAUCUUUGCCAUCCUGGGUCCUGGGGUGGUACCUGGGAGGGAGUCCUAUCUCCAUGGGACACGGCUAGGAGCUAUGGACUUAAACAUACCCGGCCCUGGCUCGUCCAGUGCAGAAAACUCUCUCAGCGGUCCCUGCUGCCCUCCAGAGCCUCCACUGCUGCUUCAUCCUAAGGAAUCAUCUUCCCCAACGCCUCAACUUCACAUUGUACAGUUGCCCCAGCUGAGCCCUUCACCAGAUCCCUCAGAUGGUGACUCUCCAGAUCAGCUUCCCCGGGGUUCUGGUUCUCCUUUACUGGGCCCUGGCGGCAUCAGCCAGCACUAUGACCCAACAGUUGCCAUGCUAAGAGCCCAGCAAGAAACAGCUGAUGCUAUACGGCACCUGACCUAUACCCUGCGGCAAAGUAUGGACCGUUUAACCAAUGUUUUGGCCACCCUAUUGCCUCUUAUACCUCCACAGCCAGCAUCGCCGGCCCCUUCCCCUAUCAUCGAGCCCGUUUACUUUCCCACAAAGACAGAGCCAGAAUCUGAGCCGUGUUCUGUAAGUUACGAGGUAGAAAAUCACGGGGCACAUGAGGACACAGUCCGGGAGACUACAGAAGAGCAGCCGCAGCCUCCGACCUCUCCGCCGCCUCCCAACAAGCGGAAGCGGUUCUCCUAUUUGACAACACGUAAACGCAGAGGUCGCUGGAAAAACGUAUAGAAGAUGGUGAACUGUACAAAGAGGAGGCGCAGAGCGUCGGGAUUGUCUCUCGGUGAACUUUACUCUCCCAGACAGAAAAAGCUGAAAUCUUCCCACAUGUUUCUGUGUUUGAAAUACGACACUUGACAAAUCCUCUUGUAGUAGGAAUUGUUGGGGGGAUAGUGUAGUACAAGCGCAGCGGACAAGGACCUCAACCUUCAGCCUAAAUCUCAUGCUCCUCUCUGCUCCUGUUCACCAGGUGAAGAUGACGGUAUAUGCGGCUUUGCACCCUUAUCGGGCAACCAGGACAUGGGUCCCCUACGCUGAUUUUACAUAGCUGGAUGAUGUCUUGAGUUGGUUUACAGCUGCGUGGAGGAAGGUUCUUAAUAAAGCAUACCGGUGUCAGGGUUGUCCACAGGGGCCGACCUCUAGUGUCAGGGUAAAGCAGGGAAAGUCAAGAUUUGUAAAAGGUUUGGUAGAUCGUAGGUGUCGCUGGGUGCAGAUGAUGGAUAUUAAUGGGGGCUGCAGGGUAGUGUGCUGGGGCCGCCCAUCCAGCAUCUGUUUCCUGUUGCUCUCAGGUUUUUACAUGGGAACGUUUCCUAUCGUAAGCGACGGGCUUCCCGGGUCCGGUCGUCCUUUCUCCAUAAACGUGGCUAGCCCAGAAAGCAAUAUAUAUGUGUAGAAAUCUGCAUCCUCACUUAGAUGGUUUCCCCCACCUUGUUACGGGAAUGAGACGAAUGGGAGCGUUGAUUCUUGUAUGUAAAUAAGAUAUUAAAAGCUUCUGAUUCGUAACGUGUCGUGUUCAUUAAAGAGAGGAGGGCCGCGCAAAAUCGACCAGGCAAAAAAGAUCUGUACAAUGGAAAGACAUGGACGAACACUUGUAUCUGAGAAGCCUAGUAAUGGAUGAGGGUUCCUUCAGAUGCCGCAGGUUUAUUGCCACGACUAAUGCAGAAUUUAGCUUUUUACCACGUGGUGGUCGUGGGCAAAUGCAGCAUGACCAUUACAU
Hyla sarda is the source of this 2340-nucleotide messenger RNA. RefSeq names its product Myb related transcription factor, partner of profilin (gene MYPOP). Gene Ontology annotation, biological process: regulation of transcription by RNA polymerase II. Bases 252 to 1355 code for a protein of 367 amino acids. NCBI's taxonomy places the organism in Eukaryota, Metazoa, Chordata, Amphibia, Anura, Hylidae. The transcript has 4 exons. Gene Ontology annotation, cellular component: nucleus. Gene Ontology annotation, molecular function: RNA polymerase II cis-regulatory region sequence-specific DNA binding; DNA-binding transcription factor activity, RNA polymerase II-specific. The record is from RefSeq and is a predicted model, not a curated record.